Messenger RNA from Kwoniella shivajii, 4047 nucleotides. RefSeq lists its product as uncharacterized. NCBI's taxonomy places the organism in Eukaryota, Fungi, Basidiomycota, Tremellomycetes, Tremellales, Cryptococcaceae. The record is from RefSeq and is a predicted model, not a curated record. The coding region runs from base 1 to 4047 and encodes 1348 amino acids. The transcript is spliced from 8 exons. Gene Ontology annotation, biological process: vesicle-mediated transport. Gene Ontology annotation, cellular component: endocytic vesicle; cytosol. Gene Ontology annotation, molecular function: guanyl-nucleotide exchange factor activity; small GTPase binding.
AUGGCGGACCAACCUAAACCAAGUUUGUUCUCAUCUCUCAGUCUAGGUCGAGCGUCUCGUCCUAAACCAACGAACACCAAUUCAAACGAAAUCAUCACACACCCUUUGUUGGGAGCUUCUACAUCUUCCAUUAACCUUCCUUCUGCUGAGCUUACUCUGCCAGACGCUUCUUCUUCGCAAGGAAGUCAUAAAUCAAGUGGAUCAUGGUCUGCGAAAACUGGUACCACGGAAAUAGCAAAUCUACCUUAUAAACCUCGUCAACGUCAUGGAGGAGGAAUCGGUUCAGCCGGUAGUUCUACCAGUAUGUUUGGUCCUACCACUACGGGCUCUCCAGUUCUUCAGCCGACUGCUUCGAACGUAUCUACAUCUCCUGCAACACCCACAGCAAUCGUCUCAGCUGCACCAACAACUUCGACCUCGACUUCCGCAACCUUCGCACUACCUCCAUCAGCGUCUGAUCCUCCAGCGCAGGUCGAUUUCUCCGCUCUUUCAUCUGCACCCGCUCUUCCUGGAUCAUCUUCUCUCACAGCUAGAUUACAGAUCCAAAGUCUCAAAGCAGCCGCACAGAGGAUUGGGCUUGGUAACGGUAGUAUGGGUAUGUCCAUGAUUGAUGCGAUAUUUGACAAGGGUCAAUUGGGUAGAGGCAAAGUUGGAGAAGGUGGAGAUUGGGGGGACUUACUUAGGAUACUCAUGGGAGGCAAAGCUGUUUUGCUCCUGCCAACGACGCCAGCAUCAUCUCUACCCAUGACUCCCCAGACCCUCAAGGAUCAUAUCGCUUUCAUCGCUCCUCCUGUCCCUCUGGCUUCAUCCUCCUUCACGUCAAAGCAGCCUGGCAACGAUACCAGCAGAGUCUCUGCGGAGAAAGAAGUUUUAGGAGAAAGUGCCAGCGUGUUCGUUACGUUGUCAGGUAUGAUAGGUACAUUAAGAGACGAUGCUAUAUCAAUCGAGUCCACCGUUCCUUUCGAUUCACCAUUGCUUCGGGACCUCCGUGACGCAAACACAUGUCAAAGUGUCCUAUCUUCGCUUAGACCUACCCAGAUAUUCUCUUCAAUCUCCACCUUUCCCUCUUUCACCCUCUCCAAAGAUGCUGCCAUUCUACCCUUUCCACCACCAUCCAAAACAUCAUCCAUUUCUAUUGCGCCAGAGACAAAGGAGAAGGAGAAGCCUCCUGCAGGUAAAUUGGGCCGCAUAAAUCCAUUUGCAUCCCUUUUUGGGGGAUCUGCUUCCGCCCCUGGUCCAACUUCUUCUAAUCCACAACUCAACACACCAAUAUCACCUCUUUUGAGAGGAGGAGAGCAAAUACUCACCCCUGAUAGACCAUCGUCUCCCUCUCGUUCUCUCCUAGGAAGCAGACCAUCCUCACCCUCUCCAGCGAGUCCAAAACCAGCAUCACUGAUGACUUUUGAUCACAAUGAUAAUGCUUCCAUCCUCUCCGAGACAGCUUCAAUCUCUCUAGCUCAUGGUGACGGCUAUCAAGUCACUGCAUACACUGUAUCCAGGCCUAUACGCUACAACGAAACUCACAAGACUCUCACUAAAGCUAUUAGAUCACAUAUACGAGAUGCGUUAUUGAAAAUGCCAGAUAAAGUGGUAGAGAAGGUUGUCAAGAUUGUUUUGGCAAAUGCGUGUCCGUCCUUUCAAAGCGAUGAGUUUAUCAAAAAUCAUAAAGGCCCAGAUGCGGAUAAGGUCGCAGUCCUAGACUUUUACGAUCCUACAGCGACUGGGGAAAGAUUACAGGAUUUCAUGGAAGGUAUCUACGAUGAUCUAGUCACUCAUUUUCGAACUGAAGGGGUGGACGGGCUGAAAAGAAAAGGUAGCGGCAACGCUCCAUGGGGCAGAGCCGGGCAUGCCCAAAGUAUAACGACGGAAGGAAAUGAUGAGUCUAUAAAGGAAAAGAAAGAAAAGGAGAGAAUGGAUAAAGAGGAUCUAAUUGAAAAGGAGGCCAGUGAAGGUACAGAAAAAGUUGAAGGCCUGAUAUGUAGGCUUUUGUACAACAGACUAUUUUCACCCCUAGAAUCGGACGAUGCGAGACACGACGAAGCGCUCGCAUCACGUAUUGCAGCCCUGAACAUGCUCGACUUAUCUCUUGAUCAUCUGGGUCUCAUAACAAGACCAGAAGGGGAACAACCUGAGGGCACCAUUGCUCAAGGUCUAACUGAUAUAGUUGACAGAAUCGGAGAUGAGUUGCAAAAGCUAUCCGGGAGUGACUGUUUGACACCCAGAGAUAAGGCACGAGUUUUGAUAACUGCUCACAAAAUCGUUGUCGACGGUCUCGCUCAACUGCCGAACGUGGAACUUCGACCUGAGGGCGAGCCUUAUCAGCCAGCUGUACCGGAGCUGGCAAAUGCUAUGCCCACUACUGAAGCAGAGGUUGAGCUGAAAGCUAUAUCUACACCCGAAAAUCAGUCAUCGAUGACCUCACCUGCUAACCACCCACUGACUUUGCAACCUCAGUCGGAAGCUGGGAGAUCCGCCCCAUCGCCAGCAGCGUCUGAUUCCUCUGACCCACUCAAUGCUCUGGGUAGCGAGACCACCGGCACCCCUAAAUCCAAUAUCCAACGAACACCUUCCGUACCUCAGCUUUCAGUUUCUGAAUCCGAAGAUAGGCCUGAGCUCAAUGAAAUCAUACAAGCAAUGUCUGAUUCUGUAAUGACUAUCACACCAUCGAUGAGUCGCGAUGCGUCUCAUUCUACCCAAGACUCGGUGCCUCCUCCCAAGCCCGCCCAAAACAAUAAGCCCGGUACUUCGGGAGCCGAUCUCAUCCUGCCGAUAAUCAUUUAUUCCGUGGUCAAAUCGAAUCCACCCCAAUUAGCAUCUCAAUUGAUGUAUCUCAGACGAUAUCGAUCAGCAAUCUGUCUGACUGGUGAAGCAAGCUACGCAAUUGUGAAUCUUACAGCAGUGGUAGAAUUUCUCGAACAUGUCGAUCUUGCUGAAUUGGGUCUAGGAGGUGAAUCAGAUAAAGUAAUGUCAAUCGAUGACCUAUCACCGAUCGGUUUGAACUACUUGGAUGAUAGUAAUGCGGACGCAGCUUCAAUUGCAUCUGCCUCCUCAAGAUUACGAGGACGGGUUUUCCAAGUUGGAGAGCUGGCGGGAACGGCAGCUGGAUCCGCAAAUAAAGUGAUUACUGGAGUCAUGGAUUCUUCUUGGACCGCUCUGAGAGGCUUAAUGGGAACUGGAGUCGCUCCAAACUCUGAACUCGAAUCCUCUGCAGUCGAAGGUAGUAGACCUGAAAUGAGGCCAAGAGGAGCAUCGACAUUUUCUUUAGCAAGUGUCACGGCUAGUGUAGCUUCCAUUGCGGCAGCUGCAGCAGCGAGAAAUCGCUCAAGAGCCAACUCUAGAGCAUCUGAGCAUGUCUGGGGUGGGAAUCAAGAAUUGAAGGAAGUCUCUUCUAGACCUGCUUCAAUCAAAGAAAAGGGUAAUGGUUACCAUUCUUCUUCCGAAGAUGAGGAUGAAGAUGAAGAAGAACCUGAGGAUGGUCAACAACAUCAUACUGACGAGGAAGUGGAGAACGCAGAGGGAAAGAACAGUGGAAAAGGCAAGGAAGAGGCCAAAGAAAGAGUCAGUUUAAGUAAUAGACUAGCUUCGAUUGGAGUUUUAGGUAGAUUAGGCAGUCCCACCAUACCUCCUCCUGCUAGCCUCAGUGAACAAGAAGGUAAAUCCUCACCCAAAGAGGAAACUCCUACAGCUUUUACUCAGCCUAAUAAAGCUGCAAACUUCUUGUCAAACAUCGCACCUAGAUCAAUUUCUUCAUCGAUCCCUUCAUCGCAUACUCCAGGUCAAGAGACCAGAUCGCACGGAAGGAGAGGAUCCCUUCUCGGUGGAGGUGCUCUGGAAUUGAUCAAAUCACAUUCACCAAGAGGAAGCAUAACUUCACUGUCCCUCUCUAAAGAAACCUCGAAUGUCGAAAUGGGCGAAGAAGACGGUCCGAUUGAGAAAUUCAUGCACUGUGAAGUUGGAGAUAUCAAAUUAUCAGAGAUUGGACUUCUGCUUCGAGAUUAUAGGAGAUUAGGAAAUAUAGUGAACGGAGUGCAGAGACAUGCUCAAUGA